Cuscuta campestris is the source of this 781-nucleotide messenger RNA. The record is from the annotation of a GenBank genome assembly. Lineage: Eukaryota; Viridiplantae; Streptophyta; Magnoliopsida; Solanales; Convolvulaceae.
GAAGCAUCGAUUUUAAAGUGUUGUAGAAAAUAUGGGCAGUGUUCUUAGUAAGGCCGGCGAUGGCAUUGGAAAUGCAUUUGCAGCUCCUUUCAAGGCCGUUCUACAAGGAUCUUGCGACGACGUGUGCGCCGGAGUUUGGGAUGUCUCAUGCUUCAUCACUCACCUCUGCGUGUCCGAUUUGAUGAAGUUGUUCAUGAUUCUGAUUCUAUGUUACAUAACUUUGUUGUUCUUUUACAUGUUCUUCAAACUGGGGAUAUGCCAAUGCUUAGGGAGGACUAUCUGCGGAGUGUACUGCUCAACUUGUAAGGCUUACUGGUCUGCAAUGGGGUGUUUGGCAUGUUUCCUCUGGCAUAAACUCACACACGUCGAGCGCGUAAACAGGCGGCACCGCCUCCGGCACCGCUUUCUCGACAUCGAAUCUGGCGGCGAUUCCACCUUUGGCGGCUCUUUUGCCGCUAACGGUGGAGUCAGCGUCUCUUCCAAACGUGGCCGACGUAGCCGCCGCCGCCGCCAACGCCGCCUUUGUAUGGGCGGAGGAGAAAUUGGGGUUCGGAUUCAUGGGCGGCGUGUUGGGUCAACGAGGAGGAAGAAGAAGUUAAGAGAUCAUCGUCGUCGUCGUCAUCAUCAUGGUGGGAGAAAGGACGACAUUGUUGUUCUUGGCCCCAAGAUGGCAUCUUUCAAAAGAAGACGCAUUGUUGCAUAAUAGGAGCGAUGCCCAUAACAAUGUGAAAUUUUGUACAUGCUUUUUCUUUUACAUGAUGAAUGAAAUUUGCUAGGACUA